Messenger RNA from Nicotiana tabacum (common tobacco), 954 nucleotides. RefSeq names its product 3'-5' exonuclease-like. Gene Ontology annotation, biological process: nucleobase-containing compound metabolic process. The record is from RefSeq and is a predicted model, not a curated record. Lineage: Eukaryota; Viridiplantae; Streptophyta; Magnoliopsida; Solanales; Solanaceae. Gene Ontology annotation, cellular component: cytoplasm; nucleus. Gene Ontology annotation, molecular function: nucleic acid binding; 3'-5' exonuclease activity.
UUAUUAUAGUAAAAAACUCUCAUUUAAUUGACGCUACAAAAUUAGGAAACUAACGUUUUAAUUCUUGUUGCACACCAAACCGUUACUUCCCAUUUCCAAUCCCACGUAAAUUAGGAAAACUCGCUCUGUUAUUUAUAUAUAUACACAGCCCCUUUUCAUUCCAUUCCACAAGUUAUACUCCAUAUUAACAAAAGUUCUCUGUUUUACUGUUGUUUAUCAAUGGCUGAAGUGUACGGAGUUUCUUUCUACAGUGAUCAAAUAGAAGUUACUGUAACGAAGAAUGCAAUUGUUGUUAAUGACUGGAUUUUGCAUACUUAUCAUACUCAUAGGCGAAGACUGCACAAACUCCUUAUUGGUCUUGAUAUCGAGUGGCUCCCUUAUUUCAAUCCAAAAGACAAACAACCAGUUGCUCUUCUCCAACUUUGUGUAGGCCGACGUUGCCUUCUUUUUCAACUCCUACACAAAGAUUCCAUGCCCGGAGACCUCGCACAAUUUCUGAGUAACCCAAAUUUCACAUUCGUUGGUGUCGGGGUUGAGGGAGAUGCUGAGAAGUUGAUGUGUGAUCACGGGCUUUUUGUGGCGAAUACUGUGGAUUUGAACCGACUUGCAUUGUUGCAUUAUGGAGAAUAUGUGUAUGGAAAGAUGGGGUUGAAGAGAAUGGCAAAAGCAGUACUUGGGAAAGUAAUGGAAAAGCCAGAGAAGGUUACUUUGAGUAAGUGGGAUGCUGAGAAUUUGAGCUAUGAACAAGUUGAAUAUGGUGCUAUUGAUGCUUUUGUGUCGUUUGAGAUUGGAAAGAAACUGUUUAAUCAAAUGGCAGAGAGAGAGAAGGAAUUGAAUUGCCAUUAUCAGCGAUUCAAUUGCCAUUGCCAUUAUCAACCACUGAAUUGCCACUAUCCGCCUCGGCAACUGCUACAAGAGACACAAGGGAUGUUUCAAAAUCUUGCUCUGUUUUGA